Messenger RNA from Gekko japonicus, 1810 nucleotides. It is a transcript of the gene ATP5F1B, whose product is annotated as ATP synthase, H+ transporting, mitochondrial F1 complex, beta polypeptide. Gene Ontology annotation, biological process: proton motive force-driven mitochondrial ATP synthesis; proton transmembrane transport. The record is from RefSeq and is a predicted model, not a curated record. NCBI's taxonomy places the organism in Eukaryota, Metazoa, Chordata, Lepidosauria, Squamata, Gekkonidae. Gene Ontology annotation, molecular function: ATP binding; proton-transporting ATP synthase activity, rotational mechanism; ATP hydrolysis activity. The transcript is spliced from 10 exons. Bases 54 to 1646 code for a protein of 530 amino acids.
CAACAGAUCCAGGCUGGCGCUGGGACUGUUCUUUCAGUCAGCCGGUGACCGCCAUGUUGGGGCUCGCGGGUCGCUGCUGUGCCUCUUCGGCCGCCUCCCUGCUGCGGGGCGCGCGGAGCGUAUCUAGCCCGCUCCAGGACCUGCUGCUGCUGCGGGGUGGCGCUGCUGGGGCUGCCGCCGCGGCUCGCCGGAACUAUGCAGCGCAGACAACUCCUGCAGCUAAAGCUGGAGUUUCCACUGGGCGUAUUGUGGCAGUCAUUGGUGCUGUGGUGGAUGUCCAGUUUGAUGAAGAGCUGCCACCUAUCCUGAAUGCCCUUGAAGUGCAAGGCAGGGACACCCGGCUGGUGCUGGAGGUGGCACAGCACUUAGGUGAGAAUACUGUUCGUACCAUUGCUAUGGAUGGUACUGAAGGCUUGGUAAGAGGCCAGAAGGUUUUGGACUCAGGUGCACCCAUCAGAAUUCCUGUAGGACCUGAGACCCUUGGAAGAAUCAUGAAUGUAAUUGGAGAACCAAUUGAUGAAAGAGGCCCAAUAACAACAAAACAGUUUGCUGCUAUCCAUGCUGAAGCACCAGAGUUUGUUGAGAUGAGUGUUGAGCAGGAAAUCCUUGUCACUGGCAUUAAGGUUGUAGACCUCCUUGCCCCAUAUGCCAAAGGUGGAAAAAUUGGUCUAUUUGGUGGUGCUGGUGUGGGCAAGACAGUAUUGAUCAUGGAGCUGAUCAACAAUGUUGCAAAAGCCCAUGGUGGCUACUCAGUGUUUGCUGGUGUCGGGGAAAGAACUCGUGAGGGAAAUGACUUGUACCAUGAAAUGAUUGAAUCUGGGGUCAUCAAUCUGAAGGAUACCACAUCCAAGGUCGCCCUUGUUUAUGGGCAGAUGAAUGAACCACCAGGUGCUCGUGCCAGGGUUGCACUAACUGGGUUGACUGUGGCAGAGUAUUUCAGGGACCAAGAAGGUCAGGAUGUGCUGCUCUUCAUUGACAACAUCUUCCGUUUCACACAGGCUGGAUCUGAGGUGUCUGCCUUGCUGGGUAGGAUCCCCUCAGCUGUGGGCUACCAGCCUACUCUAGCAACUGAUAUGGGUACCAUGCAGGAGAGAAUUACAACAACUCGGAAAGGCUCUAUCACUUCUGUGCAGGCUAUCUAUGUACCGGCUGAUGACUUGACUGACCCAGCCCCUGCAACUACGUUUGCCCAUUUGGAUGCCACCACUGUGCUGUCUCGUGCCAUUGCUGAACUGGGCAUUUAUCCAGCUGUGGACCCUCUAGACUCCACCUCCCGGAUCAUGGAUCCCAAUAUUGUGGGGCAUGAACAUUAUGAUGUGGCCCGUGGAGUGCAAAAGAUUCUGCAGGACUACAAGUCCCUCCAGGAUAUCAUCGCUAUUUUGGGUAUGGACGAGUUGUCUGAAGAAGAUAAAUUGACAGUGGCCCGUGCCCGUAAGAUUCAGAGGUUUCUUUCCCAGCCCUUCCAGGUGGCCGAAGUCUUCACUGGCCAUGCAGGCAAGCUAGUGCCCCUGAAGGAAACAAUCAAGGGCUUUCAGCAAAUCCUGAAAGGAGAGUAUGACCAUCUUCCUGAGCAGGCUUUCUACAUGGUGGGGCCCAUUGAAGAGGCUGUGGCGAAAGCUGAGAAGUUAGCUGAAGAACAUUCAUGAGGCUGUGGCGAAAGCUGAGAAGUUAGCUGAAGAACAUUCAUGAGUCUCACUGCUGAGGCAAAACCUCUGCUCCUCUGUCACUGGUUCAUGUUGUCCAGUUUCCUGUUGGGGAAAGCCAUGUAAUAUGUCUAAAAAUUAUUUAAAGUUUCCAAUAAAAAUGUCUG